Parastagonospora nodorum SN15 is the source of this 1341-nucleotide messenger RNA. RefSeq lists its product as hypothetical. Lineage: Eukaryota; Fungi; Ascomycota; Dothideomycetes; Pleosporales; Phaeosphaeriaceae. The transcript has a single exon. Gene Ontology annotation, cellular component: COG complex. Gene Ontology annotation, biological process: intra-Golgi vesicle-mediated transport. Bases 1 to 1341 code for a protein of 446 amino acids. The record is from RefSeq and is a predicted model, not a curated record.
AUGUCCAAGGAUGACGAACCCUCGUACAUUGACUAUGAAGCCUUUCUCGACCCCGACUUCUCGGCAACUUCCUUUGCGAACACGCUCGUGCUGUCCACCAACAAUCCCUCGGAUACCCCGCUAGACUUGUCCACACCACUUUCCCGCGUCCUCUUCGAUGUCCAGGAAGUCGACACCCACAUCGACACUCUUACCACCAAAUCCGCAUUGCCGCUGCUAGAGCAUACGAGAGACCAUGCAGAGUCUAGCGGGCGCAUCUUGCACGAGGUGGAGGGCCAGGUUGCAAGCUUGACCGAGUCGUACAAGACGCUGGAAAAGGAGGUUAUCGAGCGAUAUGAAGUUGCAGAGCAGGUGCGAUUGACUGCGGAAAGGCUGUGCGAGACAGUUAAGCUCGGCAGAGCAGUAGCGCGAUGUCUCAUGCUUGGCAGACAGCUCGAGGUGCGCAUGUCGGAGCUGGGAGGCGUGGGCAGCGCAAGGAAGGAAGACCACCGAGCCAUGGUGAGAUCUGCCGACACGAUACUCUCGUUGCGGCAGAUAUUCCGGGCCUCGAAGCAAGGCGAGGAGGGCGAGGGCCUCGACAAGGUCAACGCCAUCAACACGCUCAGGAACGACCUGGUGAUACCCGGCGAGCGCAGCAUAUCCUCACGCGCACAGCAGGUGAUCAAGGAGUUCUCCAUGUCCUCACUGUUAUCGUCUUCGGGUCAAGGUUCGGCCUCUACAUUUGCGCAGACUGAAGACACCAAGUCGAGGACCACAUCUGCGCUGCUCACGCUGUACCUGCUGUCUCCGACGUCGGCGAAGACCACUAUAGAGACCUUUGACCCUUCGCUAAUGUUCAAUGCGCUGCAAGACUACCUGCAGACACAGCUGAAGUCGUCACUGGCGUCAUUGGCGCGUGCACUUGCCCAGCUUCCUACGUUGGAGCGCACACUGCUCGAGAUCUCCGCCCGUUGUCAGAACAUCGUAGCUCUACAAUCGCUUCUCGAGUCCAUCAAACCCCCGCCACACCCUAUCCUGGACUCUCCCACGAACACCUCGACAGCUCCACACCUGCUGCAACCUGUCCUCCAGACACUUGACACAUCGUCCCUGCCGAGCUAUUUCUGGAGGUCGCUCGCAUCCAACAUGUCACCUAGGGUGCAGGAGUUAAUGUACAAGGGCGGUGUAUCUGCGAGGACGCUAAGGAGCAAUAAGGACAGGGUCAGAGACGCGGUGCGGGAUUGCGUGAAUCGGGGCACGCAGUUGCCCAGCGCUUCACUGAGCAAGGGCACAGGUGCAGUCGGCGGCUGGGAACGCGAAGCUGCCGUCAUGGUGGGGAGCAUCGUUGGGCAGAUCAAGUGA